AUACUUUGUAGAAAUAAUUUCAACCAGGAUUUAAAAAAUUCUAGUUAACAUCUGUAGUACUCACUCUUAACUUGCUGAAGUCAGCGAAAUCUGUUGAAAUCGAAUAAUCUAACGCAGCUGAGUACAUAAAACGAAGUCUUCAGUCUAGAUUUUUUGUUUGAAAAGAAUUAAAUCAUUUCGAAAGGUAUAUAAGUAAAAUGUAUAAAACAGUAUUUCACAUGAGAUAUGAGUAAAAUUUAUAAAUUUAAUCGCACGCACGUGGAAUCGAUUAGCAUAGAGCACCGGCGCAGCACUAUGCUAGAUGACGUACGCUCGUACAAGUUGUAAUCAGUGUUUUCUACUUUAAAUUACUCGCGCUCACUUGGCUUAAAAUCAUCUUGUAGAUCAACUCUUAUCUUAUCAGUAAAGCAUAAUGGAUACAUAUAAUCGGACAAAUUAAGAACAAUAAUUUUCAAAUUCGUGAUGUUUAGUCGAAGUCAGCAGUCGUCGCGUCAUGAUCCUGCAACUAAGAACGAACAUCAUCUUCUCACAAUGGUUUGCAGGAAUAGGAGUGACGCUGUUGCUGAUGCAACUUGGCUUUAUGGGCGGAUGGACUUCGCCGACAUUGGCUCGUCUUAUGGCUCCGGAAUCAGAAAUACCGAUGAAUCCAGAAGAAGCUUCUUGGGUGGCAUCUCUGGUGAAUUUUGGUAGAUUUUUCGGUGCCAUCUUUGGCGCCAUUUCGGAAAACUUCCUAGGCAGCAAGAAAUCUAUUUUCGUCACUCUAUUUCCCAUAGCUGCGGGCUGGCUCAUAAUUUCGUUGGCUAAUUCAGUUGUAUGGCUGUGCGUCGCACGAAUCUCCUCUGGUAUUGGUCUUGGAAUGAUAUUCAGCACCUUUCCUCUUUUUGUCGGUGAAGUUUCGAUGCCGGAAAUACGAGGUGCGCUUGUCUCAUUGGCCACCUUUGGUGUACCUGUAGGUCAAGUGGUAUCAAGUGUUAGCGGCACUUACUUAUCAAUAAGCCAGGCUGCAUCCAUCUACUUGGGCGUUUGUCUCGCGUUGAUGGUCAUGUUCUUCUGGUUACCAGAGUCACCCCAUCAUCUCAUCAAAAUUGGAAAACGCAAAGCUGCUAAAGAGUCAAUAAACUGGUACAGAGCCGGCAGAGAAGUGGAUAAGGAAUUUGAUGCAGUUGAGAAGUUCGUAACUUCGGACAGCAAAUGCAGCUUCUUAAACAAAGUCCGAGAAUUGCGCACUCCGGCUAUCAGAAAAGCAACUUUCCAAGUGAUAGCACUCUUUACAUUCAUGCAAAUCUGUGGUCUUAACAGUAUUAUAUUCUACAUGGAAACGAUUCUGUCGAAAGGUCAAAUCACUGUCAUAAGUCCGUCGCUCAUAGUCAUAGGCACCAACGUGUGCGGAAUUUUCGCCGCUGCGCUAUCAAUAGUGCUUAUAGACAGAUGUGGAAGAAGAUUUUUGCUUUUAAUUUCUAGUACGGGCGUGACCAUAUCCAUGGUAGGUUUGAUGAGCCACUUUAUGCUAAUAGACAUGGAGAUAGAUACAACUAACCUACAGUGGCUACCCAUUGCUUCUGUGUUCCUCUUCAUCAUAGCAUUCUUUUUGGGCUUAAUGCCUGUUCCCAGCACCAUUUUGAGUGAAACAUUUCCCGCUAACAUCAAGUGCAUUGCUGCUUGCAUUGCUAGUCUUACAGGAGCACUCAUGUCAUUUCUAUCUGCAAAAACUUACCAGCCGAUGGUCGACGCUAUGGGUGAAACAUACGUAUUCAUGUUUUACGCUAUUUGUUCAAUUAUUGUUAUACCUUACACAAUAUUUCUGAUGCCGGAAACGAAAGGUAAAAGUUUGCAACAAAUUCAAGAUGAAUUAAUCAAAAAGUGACGUAUAAUAUUUGUUGUAAAAGUGAGACCAUCAGUAGUAUUAUUUCUUUUUGUUUUUUAACAUUAAACGUACUUGUAAUGUAAAUAGUAAUUACGUGUUUGUAACAACGUUGUUAUGUAUUUUUCUAAUAAUCAAGUUCCUUUUAUCUGUAACGGAUAUUAUUAGUGCGAAAAUUUGCAAAUAAAGUUUUUAAGCUUAUAGUAUAAUAUACCUAUUACACAUUAUUAGUAUUUAAAAAGUGCGAGAGGUUAUCACGAGAUCCGUGAGCAAGCCAACACAGCUGAUAAGAACCAAAAAUCAGUCGACUACAUAUCGAAGAAGAGCAUUUGCUUGUAGCUCAUUCAAGCUUUGAGAGCUACAUCACUUCUGAGUAAUAGUGAUUCUCGACAAUUGAAAUAAAUUACUAUUAAAUAAAAUAAAUAAAAAUAAAAAAA
Nasonia vitripennis (jewel wasp) is the source of this 2298-nucleotide messenger RNA. RefSeq names its product facilitated trehalose transporter Tret1-like. The record is from RefSeq and is a predicted model, not a curated record. The transcript is spliced from 2 exons. Lineage: Eukaryota; Metazoa; Arthropoda; Insecta; Hymenoptera; Pteromalidae. Gene Ontology annotation, cellular component: membrane. Bases 494 to 1864 code for a protein of 456 amino acids. Gene Ontology annotation, biological process: transmembrane transport. Gene Ontology annotation, molecular function: transmembrane transporter activity.